Messenger RNA from Ceraceosorus guamensis, 778 nucleotides. RefSeq lists its product as hypothetical. The transcript has 2 exons. The record is from RefSeq and is a predicted model, not a curated record. Lineage: Eukaryota; Fungi; Basidiomycota; Exobasidiomycetes; Ceraceosorales; Ceraceosoraceae. The coding region runs from base 144 to 668 and encodes 174 amino acids.
GUCUUCUUACUUUCUUCUUUUGGUCCCUUCGCUUCUGCUGGUCAGACGUCGGACAUUUACCCAAAAACGCUUUUUGGUUUUCUCUUUCCAAUCUCGCAAAUCGCUCAACAACGUGCAGCCCUGACCCUCACCGCCGCAUCAAUAUGAAGCUCAGCUUUGUGCUCCUAGUCCUUGCCGCGACACUGGCCACCACCGCCUUUGCUACGCCUAUCAAAAUUUACCGUAACAGCAGCGCUAGGAAGCAGGCUGUGCCCCCAGGAUCAAUUCGCAACAAAGAACUAGAAGAAGGCAACCCGGAUGGCAAACCGGAAAAGGGAAAGCACAUCCCAGCGCAAGCUCCGCCUGGUGGACCAGAAAAGGACUGUGGACUCAGCUGCAACACAGACAAUAAAAAUCUCUUCAAAGGAGAGCACCUGCACAGUCUGGAGACUAACGAUAUCCCCCCGAAUUCCGGAUUCAAAGCCACGGAAGAUGGAGAUGACGGUAACCAUCCCCCCGGCCACGUCACCUUGAAGACCACACAGGACAUGAACAAAGAGGAGGUGAGUGGAGGCUCGCCCAGCGCUCCUUUUCUACGCAUGCAGAUCCUGACGACGACGACGACGACCCGCUGCCUGGUAGUACACGGAAAAAGUGAACGCUCUACCUUGGAAAUACGAGGAGGGUAAGAACCCGGACGGCAAAGUCAAGCCUAAGCCUGCGCCGGCGAACAAGGAUGGCCAACCUCAGCCUGCGCCCGGCCCGGCGAACCAGGAUGGCAAACCGCAGCCUCCACCGG